Lampris incognitus (smalleye Pacific opah) is the source of this 2568-nucleotide messenger RNA. RefSeq names its product potassium voltage-gated channel, KQT-like subfamily, member 3 (gene kcnq3). The record is from RefSeq and is a predicted model, not a curated record. The transcript has 15 exons. Gene Ontology annotation, cellular component: membrane. NCBI's taxonomy places the organism in Eukaryota, Metazoa, Chordata, Actinopteri, Lampriformes, Lampridae. Bases 1 to 2568 code for a protein of 855 amino acids. Gene Ontology annotation, molecular function: voltage-gated potassium channel activity. Gene Ontology annotation, biological process: potassium ion transport; transmembrane transport.
AUGGGGCUCCGGUCCAGGAAUGUAGCUAGCGGGUCGGAGGAGCAGAGGGAGAAGAAAGCGGGCGCUCCUCCGGGGGACCUGGACCAAGGCGCUGGGCCGGACCGCGAUGGGGCGCUCCUGUUGGUGGGGGCGGCGGGUCGGGAGGACUUCAAGAGGGGCUCUCAGGGGUUCGGACUGCUGGCCAAGACCCCGCUGGGGUACACCCGGCCGGUCAAGAGGAAUAACAUCCGCCGGAGGAGGAUCCAGAACCUGAUUUACGACGCGCUGGAGAGACCCAGAGGCUGGGCGCUCCUGUACCACGCCUUCGUGUUUUUAAUAGUUCUGGGCUGCUUGAUUCUGGCCAUACUGACCACGUUCAAAGAGCACGAGAAGGUGUCGGCACACUGGCUGGUCAUCCUGGAAACCUUCACCAUCUUCAUAUUUGGGGCGGAGUUUGCUCUGAGGAUCUGGGCUGCAGGCUGCUGCUGUCGGUACAAAGGAUGGAGGGGGAGGCUCAAAUUCGCACGCAAGCCCCUGUGUAUUUUAGACAUCUUUGUGCUGAUUGCCUCGGUGCCGGUGGUGGCGGUGAGGAACCAGGGAAACGUCCUGGCCACGUCCCUGCGCAGUCUGCGCUUCCUGCAGAUCCUUCGGAUGCUGCGCAUGGACCGGCGGGGCGGCACCUGGAAACUGCUGGGCUCCGCCAUCUAUGCACACAGCAAGGAGCUGAUCACAGCCUGGUACAUCGGUUUCCUGUCUCUGAUCCUGGCUUCCUUCUUGGUCUACCUGGUGGAGAAGGAAGAUGUUUCAGUGGAGUUGUCGGACCCAGAUAAUCCCACCUCCCAGCCCAAACCCCAGGACUUUGACACCUACGCCGACGCUCUGUGGUGGGGCUUGAUCACGCUGACCACCAUUGGUUAUGGAGACAAGACUCCAAAGACGUGGGCAGGGAGGCUGUUAGCUGGCACCUUCGCUCUGAUCGGGGUUUCCUUCUUUGCUUUGCCUGCAGGGAUCCUGGGCUCCGGCUUGGCUCUGAAGGUCCAGGAGCAACACAGACAGAAGCACUUUGAGAAGCGCCGCCAUCCGGCUGCUGGGCUCAUCCAGUCUGCCUGGCGAUACUAUGCCACCAAUCCAAUCAGGGAGGACCUUAUUGCCACAUGGAGAUUCUAUGAAACGGUCAUCUCACUUCCCUGUUUCAGGAAGGAUCAUUUGGAGGGUAUUGCAAGUCAAAAGCUGACUUUACUUGAGCGUGUUCGUCUGCCCAACACACGGCCGGCAGCCGCGGCAGCCAAGAAGCCAUCUGCGGCUAACUCGGAGUUCAUUGAGGAGAGCCCCUCUAAGGACCCAAAACCGGCCGGCUUCAGUAACCGCGAACGCUUCCGUACUGCCUUCCGCAUGAAGGCCUACACACUCCGCCAGAGCUCUGAAGAUGCAGGGACCCUGGCAGAGCCAGCCUUAGAAGAGAGAGGCUUCCCCCCUGACAUUCUGCUGGAGGAGAUGAUCCCAACUCUGAAGCUGGUUAUCAGGGCAGUCAGGAUCAUGACAUUCCUGUUAAAUAAGAAGCGGUUUAAAGAGACUCUGAGGCCUUAUGACGUCAAAGACGUGAUUGAGCAGUACUCUGCUGGCCAUUUGGACAUGCUCUGUAGAAUCAAGUACCUCCAGACAAGAAUAGACAUGAUUCUUGCCCCUGGACCUCCGCUCACCCCGAAACAAAAGAAAACUCAGAAAGCACCCUUUAGCUACCCUCCAAAUCAGUCACCCAGGCACGAAUCCUUCCUAGCCAAAGCCUCCAUGCCAGAUUCUGAGGACCAAAGCUUGAUGGGUAAAUUUGUCAGAGUGGAGAGGCAGGUGGAGGACAUGGAGAAGAAGCUGGACUUCCUGGUGGACAUGCACAUCCAGCACACUGAGCACCUGCAGGUGGACUCUGCCGGCACUGCCCACAUGACCAUGGAGCCCUGCGACCCCGCGGGCGGAUCAGAGAUACGCCGUGUCUUCUUCAACUAUGCCGAAUCCUUUCCCCACAUGUCCUACCAGGUGCCUGUCAGCAAGGUCAGCCCUUACUAUCGCUACCACAAGGAGCCUGCAAGGGGUGCUGGAGCUACUGGCGGGGGAGAGGACUUCAGCUUGCCUGGCAGAAGCCACUUUCCUGCUCCAGAUCACCACCAACAACAUCACUUCUCUGCCCAAAUUCCCACAUACACAGAGAGGCCUACCGUGCUGCCUAUCAGCUCCCUGCAGGAUUAUUCCGCAUCUGGGAAUGGGGGGAGCAUGUUGGCAGGUGUGGGCAGGACCACAGGGGGGCGGGAGGCGGAUACACCGCUCUCCAUGCUCUCGGUUAACCAUGAGGAGCUGGAACGCUCGCCCAGCGGCUUCAGCAUCUCUGGGGAGCGGGACGAUGAGGAGGGAGGGGACUUCAACAUGGCAAAAGUGGGUGGGGGAGCCAACUGGACAAAAGACCGGCCCCGGCCGAGCUAUCUCGCCGAGGGUGAAACGGACACGGACACAGAUCCCUUCACGCCCAGUGGGGGUGCCCUGCCACUCUCGUCCACGGGGGAGGGGUUCCCUGAUACUGUGUGGAACACACCACCCUGA